CUACAGAUCUUCACCCACGUGUUGUGCUGUCCAAGAAAAACCUUGAAAGGAACAAAAUCAUUUGCUGGGUACCUCUUCACAUUUUCAUUGCAAGAUUUUGGGAGGAGAUACUCCUUUGGAUCUCAAGACACGUUAUUGCAGUUUGGCACCUCAACGUUUGUGGGGUAGCUGUGGCCUCUGCUACUUUCUAAGUCUGGUCAUUUUCCUUACCUCGUCUGUCUGUUGGGCUUCCUUUGCCCUCUGUGACCAUGAAAUACUACUACCCAGGCUCACUUCCUAGGUACAGGCGAUAUGCAAGGCACCUCAAGACUGUGCGUUUCCCCAAUGACGUCGUCUUCCAGGACCACAUUCGACAAGGUGACUUGGAGCAAGUGGGACGUUUCAUUCGGGCCAGGAAAGUCACCUUGGAUACCAUCUACCCCUCUGGAAUGGCUGCCAUCCAUGAAGCUGUGCUUGCUGGAAACCUUGAUUGCGUCAAGCUCUUGAUAAAAUACGGCGCUGACAUAAAUCAGAAAGAUGAUGAAGGCUGGACACCUCUGCAUGUGGCCUGUAGCGAUGGCCAUGCUGACAUUGCAAGGUACCUCAUCUCUCUUGGGGCCCAGUGUGAUGCCACCAACAAUGAAGGAGAGAAGCCAUCUGACCUUAUUGACCCAGAUUACAAGGAACUUGUGGAGCUCUUCAAAGCAGCCCAUGUAAACUAAGACUGUAUCUCUUUAACUUUUUUUCCAUGUGAAAUCCAGUUUUUAUGGCAGAUAGUAUAAUCUGUUGUACGAAACAAAGUUGCCCCAAUGAAGUUGGUAAGGGAGUGUUAUUAUCUCCUACAGGAGGCCAUACUAUAGCUGCAAUAGGUAUAUAUGAGACUGACUAUUUGGGGAUUUCUCAGAGACGUGCUUGGGAUAGUCCAUCCAAAAAGAAAUGAAACAUUCUUUAUUGUGGUUCAUUGUCCAAUUCAAUAGAUGACAUAAACUGCUUCUGAUGGUGUGACUGUGUAGGCAGUUUACAUAUAUGUUUGUGAUCUAGAUUGGACCGGAUACCAAGUUUUGUAAACAUAUAUCUUGUUUCUCAUUUUGCAAUUAUUAAUUUUGAACAAUGACCUCAGCAACAUUCAUGUCAUUUUCCUGAAGAAUCCUCACAAAAUAACCAGGAAAACAUCUACCCUCAACAUGACUUAUGUACAUAUGGAUUAUUCUAAAACAUAGUGUAUAAUGUCCUAUUUUUAAUGUGUUGGUAAUUCUAAAUUUUCUUUUAUACUGUAUUUUUUAAGUGAU
Molecule: messenger RNA, 1268 nt
Organism: Protobothrops mucrosquamatus (brown spotted pit viper)
Lineage: Eukaryota; Metazoa; Chordata; Lepidosauria; Squamata; Viperidae
Gene: PPP1R27
Product: protein phosphatase 1 regulatory subunit 27
Exons: 3
Coding region: 249-701 (150 amino acids)
Molecular function (GO): phosphatase binding
Source: RefSeq, a predicted model, not a curated record